Molecule: messenger RNA, 1839 nt
Organism: Physcomitrium patens
Lineage: Eukaryota; Viridiplantae; Streptophyta; Bryopsida; Funariales; Funariaceae
Cellular component (GO): chloroplast
Source: RefSeq, a predicted model, not a curated record
GACACAAGUCGGAGUGAACGUCAUGCACAUCAAUCUUCCGCUGGGUGGAGUUUGGCGUAUUCCACCACGUCCAAUUCCUGUUUUUAGGGUUUUCGGGGUUCAGUUUUGCGUUACUGCGAGGCCCAGCAGAUCGAUUUCUGUGCUUGGUGCUCCUCUAAUGCGUUCUGUUGCUGCCUAGUGAGUUGUUGGUUUUCCAGGUUCUGGAGGUCGAUUAUGUGUUACUGAGAAGUCUUGAGAUUCAUGAGGGUUGACGGCAUUUUAAAAGCGCUUUGAUACUACCGUGCCAUUGUUUGCCACUACAGGGUUGGCCACAAUGAAUUUAACUAGGUUUUCAAACCUUACUGGCGAAGGAUUAGGUGUAUGCAAUCCCUACUGCCGCACGUCACAAACGACUGGAGUCAAGGGACGUUUAUGCAGAGGUCUGCAAGGGAAUGACUACUUCAAAACCUUUCCUUUACGGGCAGGAGUAUCCUUUCAGAGCUUAGUAUGCACUACGUUUUCAAGGACUAUUUCGCAACUGCGUUCUAGAAGCCUGCAACAGCAAUCGCAAUCCUAUUCCAGCACAUCCUUGUCUAGAGGAUUGUAUUUAAAGUCAAAACGAGGUUUAAUUUUUCCGCAUGCUUCAGGAUCUGAUGAUUCAACAGAUGAUAGGCCUCUAAAUUCUGACGAUGAUGACGAUCAGUCGAGACGAGACUCUUCCAGCUUGAUUGUUGAAGACUCACUUAGUGUUUCAGGCGAGGUUCCUGGAGCCCAGUAUGGUGGCAAACCAGGUUUUGUUUCAUUUUGCAGUGCGGGAUCAGGAAAAGAGCAACCAGAAAGCACAGAAUACCAGGAACUGAAGCCUUCACAAAGGGGCUCCCUUCUUUGGUUGUUUGGCCCACUGGCCUUGGUUUUUUCUGUCGUAGGCCCUCCUUUAUAUCUUCGAAGGGUUUUUGAGAGCAUUUUGGAAGACUCUCUACUUACAGAUUUCGUGAUCCUUUUUUGCACGGAGGCAUUAUUCUACGUGGGAGUGUCACUUUUUCUUUACAUCUCUCACAAGCAGCAGCUCUUGCAAGCAUCCUCAUCGGCAAAAGCUUAUGGAGGGAGUCACUCGACUUCUAGCAGACCCCCUGUAGGCUACCGAGUAUCAAUGAUAAUAUCUGUUGCACUAGGAGUGGUGCUACCAGCUAUCAGCUUUGGAGUGGUAUGGCCAUGGACUGGCCCAGCAGCAGCAGCUGCUUUGCUGCCGUACCUUUUAGGGUUGGGUGUUCAAUUGGGUUUCGAAAAGUUCGUCAUUGCCAGAAAAUCUCCUGUGUGGACACUGGUCCCAGUUACGUUUCAGGUUUAUAGGCUACACCAACUCAACCGUGCAGCACAGCUGGUGGCAGGGCUGCUAUUCUCAUUGAAGGCAGUGGAGGCAACCCCGGAAACUUUGGCGAUAAAUGGCUCGCUUCAGAGCAUCUUAUCUGUUGUGCAAAUGUUAGGUAUAUUGUGUCUUUGGUCUCUUGGCUCAUUUUUGAUGCACAACUUCCCUGCAAGGCCUUCUCUUGGAGACGAUGCCAUCUCGGUACCAUAAGUGAUUUUAAAAAAAACCUUUCAAUGUGCAGUACUAUGUGGAUUUGGACCAUGUGUUAGAUUUCCUUUUCAUUUCUCCUCUUAAUACAACUUUAGUCAAAAUUGUGUCGGAUGAGUCUUUAAGCUUUGACACCGGUUAACUUGUGCACACGGCAUCGACAUGUCCGACACCUCAAUUUUGUCGUAGUUUUAUUUCUGCAUCGGAACAUAAAGUGUACUUGGUGAUCAUGUUAGAUAAUAUUAGUGGAAAGUGAUCGGUACUUCUCUAUUGAUACUUCUCUAUCA